This is a messenger RNA of Ectocarpus siliculosus, 990 nucleotides long. NCBI's taxonomy places the organism in Eukaryota, Phaeophyceae, Ectocarpales, Ectocarpaceae. The record is from the annotation of a GenBank genome assembly.
AUGGCUCUCGUGGCUAAGGGCUACCGAGUGGUCCCACAGGCCCUAGCGGAUGCAGGGGCCGGGACCAGCCGUGGCUUCAGGCACUUGCACCUCAAGGAGCACAAGGGGCUGUUCAAGGCGGCCGUGUCUGCAGCAGGCGGGGAGGGUGGCCGAGAGACCACUGCUGCCUCCGCCAGGGGAACAACUCUGUUCGUGGGGAACGUCGACGACCAAGGGGGGCGCCUCUGCCGCAAGACGAUCGAGGCAAGGUUGCGACGAGCCCUGUCCCCUUGCGGAAAGAUCCUUCACGUGCAAGUGUCAGCAGCAGCGUCGGCGGCCACGGGCGGCGGGGUCGGUGACGCGAGGGGAACAACGGUGACCGGAAGGAAACACACCGGUGCCGCGAGAUUCGCCCACGUGUGCUUCUCCUCCACGAAGGGGGUCCAGCGAGCCCUCGCUCUCGAACAACUGCCCUCGGGCGCGUCGACUGCUUCUGCCACUGGCGGCGGUGAAGGGGGGGCUGACACGAAAGCUCCAACGAGAGAUGACGAGGAAGAGGACCCCGAGGAAGAACUACGAGAUGAGAAUGGUGACGAGACUUGCGGCUACGCGGCGCUAAUCCAGCGGCAUCGAAGGAAGUUUCCACCGCGAAAAGCGCUGCAGGAAGAGGUGGACGCUACCAUGCUCCGGUUCGAGGAGGAAGAGUCGGCGGAGAUCGCGCAGCGGAAAGCUAUGCUUGAGAACCCGGAAGGCGACGACGGUUUCGUGACGGUCACGUACAAGAGAAAGAGAGGCAGAAAUAGCGGCGGCGGCACUGGAAACCCUCCGGAUGGCGUUGUCGCCGGAGGGGCCAAGAAGAAGCGCAAGGGGGCCGGUGAACUCUCGGACUUCUAUAGGUUUCAGAUGCGGGAGACGCGACGUGAACAGUUGGCCACCCUACGGUCCAAGUUCGAGCAGGACAAGGCGCGGGUGGCUAAGAUGAAGGAGCAGCGCAAGUUUCGCCCAUUCUGA